UAUCGUCUCCGUCUCUCCCACCUGCCGCCGGCCGAUCAAUGGGAGAGUAGGAGGAGGAGCUCCCUCAUCGUCUUUAAUGGAGUCUACUAUCUGGUAGUACUACCACUCCUGCUAGCGACUGAUCUUGUUCGUCUUCUCCUACCACCUACCCACCCAUCCCAUCCGCUGUUGCCUACUCCUUACCGGAUCCAUCCAUGGGGACCAUGCCGAUCGCCUUUACCUCCGGCCUCAUUGGCCGCAAAGUGCAAGCGUGUCCUCCUCCUCCUCCCCUUCUUCGUCUUCGCGGCAUUGCCAUGGAUUCACCGAGAUAAUAGUAGCUUGGCUUUGGCUUUAGCAUUUGGUCCGUCAGUUUCGCCGCCCAGGUUCAGUCCCAAUCACGAGACCUCCAUGGAUUCUUUUAACCUACCUUUCUCUCUGCCUUUUUCUCAUCCUCCAUUCUCUCUCUUUCUCUCUCGAUGGCAAGUAAGAAAAGCCCGUGCCUUUUCUGAAGGGAGGAAUGCGAGCUGAAGCUGAGCUUUCUUGCGUUGCCUGCUUUCCCUUUCGUGCGGAUUUGAUCUCCCCGGCCGGACGCAUCACGCAUCGUCGCCAUGCCGUCCGGUUCCGGCUCGUCGCAUCCAACAUGGGGGGAAAGCCUUUGCUACUGUAGCGUGUUCUUUUGUUCUGCACCUCUCCUUUGGCUGCUGCUGCUGCUUACUACUACUGUGGCCUUUCCAGGCCGGGUGUGAAGUGUGAUGAUUAGUUCUUGUGCCGUUUCCCAUCCAUCCACACUCUUGUCUCUCAUAAUAGUUUCCCAUUUUCCUCUCCCUGUGUGGUUUGUUCUUCUCCUCGGGGAUGUGGGGUGUUGAGAGAUGAGAGGUGUUCAAGAUAGGAAGCUGAAGAAGAAGCAGGACCUGCAGGUUCUGACGCCCUUCCCUGGAUGCUUGGGGAGGAUGAUAAACAUGUUCGACCUCAGCAAUGGCGUGGUUGCGACCAAGAUGCUCACCGAGAAAGCGCAUAGAGAUGUUUCUCCAGCAGGUAAAGACCGGGGUAAUGCUUUCAAGAUGGCAAUUGGUCCAUUCUCAUCACAGAUAGAAGAUAAAAAGAGAGAUAGUCAGACUAGAAAGCAGUCCCCAACUAAAAGAUUGAGCUCACCUACUAAAAGAUCUGGUGAGACGCCUGUUAAAAUGCUCAUAGAGCAGGACAUGUGGAAAGAAGGGAUGUCUGGUGAGGAGCCGCUGAAUGUUGUUGCCAGAUUGAUGGGUCUAAAUGAUGCUGCAGUCCACCAAUCUGAUCUGAAAUCUGGAAAAAGAUCAAACAAGGAAUAUCGAUCUGGUGGUUUUGAUGAGCACAGCCGGAAUCUCAGACCAAAGAAGGAAAGCAAAACCCACCAGAAAAGUGAGCCAUGCGGUGGUUUAAAUGAUCAAACUUUAAGAAUGAAUAUCAGCAGUAAUAAAUACCAAGGGAAGGAGCCUUCUUGUGAGAAGAGAAUGACCCUUGUGCGCGAAAAGUUUGCUGAAGCGAAACGUCUGGCAACAGAUGAGAAGCUUCUCCACACGAAGGAAUUCCAAGAAGCAUUGCAGUUUUUAAGCUCAAAUAAAGAUCUGUUCUUGAAAUUCCUUGAUGAGCCAAAUCCACUGUUAUCGAACAACAAUUAUGAGUUCCAACCUGUUACACCACCUUCGGAGACAAAACAAAUAACCAUACUGAAGCCAUCAGACUCGAUCAAGAGAAAUGGCAGCACUCUUGUGGGGAGGCAGCUAUAUUCGGACGGUGAUGAAAGUGAAGAGAACAAGUGCAGGCGUCAUCAGAGUUUAAAUGUUUCCCCAGCCAAUUCAACAUUUUCUGAACCAACAAGAAUUGUAGUACUAAAGCCAGGACUUGUAAAGGCCUAUGAACCCAAGAUUCUGAGAUCUCCUUCAUCAUCAUCAACUGUGGGCGAUAGCGAAGAGGAUAGUAUGUCGGCAGUUGAUGAGACAGUGCCAAGCUCAAGAAGACUGGCCAAAGAGAUAACUUGGCAGAUGAGAAUGCGUUUGAAAGACAAGCAGGAUGAAGAAAACUUACACUCUUAUGAGUUCCAUGAUAUUUACAUUGGAGAUGACUCCUUCAGCAAGUCAGAAGUUGAGAAUGCAAAAGAAAUAUCUGGUGAAAUAAGUGAGGAUUUGGAGUUCGGUACUCCUACUUCUGGCCGUUCCUGGGAUUUCCUGAGCAGGAGUGGCAGCCCUUACUCUGCAUCAUGCUCUAGUCAGACAUCCCAUCGACGUGAACCAUCAGUGGUCAGAGAAGCCAAAAAACGGAUUUUAGAGAGGUUGUCAAUGGUAUCAUCUACUGUCUCUGGUGAGGAAGAAAGGGAAGCACGCAGAAGUACAGGCACACUAGGUGAGAUGCUCACCAUUCCGGAAGUCAAGAAAGAUCAAGUGUUUGGGGAUGUAACAUUGGAGAACACAACACCUGAGAUGGAUUCGGAAGAACCGUUCUUAUGUUUGCCACGUUCUCGGUCUGUUCCGAUUUCUUUGUCUUUUGGAGGCAUUGAGCUAAAUGGAGUUGCCACUGGUUCUCAUGAAGUUGAGAAGGAAAAGAAUAGGAAGUCAUUAUCAUUUAGGGAAAAGGUUUCCAGCCUGUUCUCUAAAAAUAAGAAAACAGCUCGGGGGAAGCUAGAUUCAUCUGAAAUUCCAUCGACUAACGAUAGACUCAAGCAUGGAAAUACAGCUACUGCUAGUGAUUUCAAUGAAAACACAGACCAUUCUGCACUGGACAAUCCACUGAACUGUACAUCACAGAAUGCUGAUGAGAUUUCUAUGCCAACACUUAUGGCUAGUUCUUGGCACAGCAAUGGCAUGGAAAACAUACCUGCCAAGGAUAUUUCUUCCAUCCCGGUUAUUGGUGCCCCAGGAAUCUUUGGUGAGUCACAGGACCAACCAAGUCCUGUGUCUGUACUAGACGGACCAUUUCUCUCUGAUAACAACAGAAGCCUGCUGUGCUCAUCUGAAAGUUUCAUCUCUGCGUCCCCACAAACUUUGUCCAGAUCUCCACUGAUCGGAUCAUUUUCACGGUCACUUUCGUGGGAGGAUCCCCCAUUGGAAGUCAUGUCGCCCAAUUCUUUGAGACUAUCAAGGCUCUUCUCUAAGGCUGAUGAAGAUCAAGAUUCAUUGACAUUUAUCCAAAAGUUAGUCUGCUCUGCGGGCAUAGAUAGAGAUGGUUGCAUGUUGGCAAGUCCUUUGGAACUGGAGCUGCUUGAGAAGUUCUCAGAUUACCAAGAAGAGGGAAUUAAAUUGCGGGAAAGGCGGUCGAAAGAGAAGUUUCUUUUCGACGCUGUCAAUGAGGCACUCACUGAGCUCACUUGGACAGCAGAAUUGAUGGCGUACCCAUGGCGAAGGUCGUUUUCUUUGGAACACAAAGAUUGCGAGAAUGAUUGUAGUAACUCAGCGGCCGAUGAAAUUUGGCGAGUCAUACGGAAUUGGUCGAUCCUUGACAGGUAUCCACCUGGAGAAACUAUUGAAAGAAACCUCCUGGUGGAAAUGAUACUGAAGAGAGAGGUGGUGGAGGCGGCCCGUGGUGACAUGACACGGUUGGAGACUUUUGAACUCACCACUACGAUUUGUGCUAUGGUUUUGGAGGACCUGAUUGCAGAUGCAGCUGUAGAUCUGAGUGUCUGACUAACAACUAGUGAGGUACCUCCACCUUUCUAACCACUAAUUUUGCUUCUGCCUACUAACAUUGCUGCUUGCUCACGCCAUACUCGCUCUGUAACACUGCUUCAUUAAUUCCCAUUACCACAGAAAUGUGAUGCCAAAUGUGCCUUUUGCCUAAUAUGUGUCAUUUGUUAGUUCUUUCUUUUUCUUUCUGAGAGGAGCUUUCUCUUUCUUAGUAGAGGUGUGCUGUAAAUAGCUUGCCCUGUUUUCACGUUUGAAGAAAAAUACAUUUUGUCAGUAUUGUGUUUAUACCUUUUAAUCCAUGAACAACACAAGACAAAUAAUUGAUUCCAUUCGUCUCUAGUGAGCUGUUGGUGUUGUUGCUUUGUGGUCACCGGUGUUGUCUCAUUUAAGA
Messenger RNA from Oryza brachyantha (malo sina), 4023 nucleotides. RefSeq lists its product as uncharacterized. The record is from RefSeq and is a predicted model, not a curated record. The transcript is spliced from 7 exons. Lineage: Eukaryota; Viridiplantae; Streptophyta; Magnoliopsida; Poales; Poaceae. Bases 849 to 3632 code for a protein of 927 amino acids.